Molecule: messenger RNA, 994 nt
Organism: Centruroides sculpturatus (bark scorpion)
Lineage: Eukaryota; Metazoa; Arthropoda; Arachnida; Scorpiones; Buthidae
Exons: 1
Coding region: 257-970 (237 amino acids)
Source: RefSeq, a predicted model, not a curated record
AAAACAAAAGACCGAUAAAUGCUUUUACUAUUACUAAUUGAAUUUUGACUAAUUAUAAAUGUAAUUUUUUUUUAUUUAUUAUAUUAUUAUUAUUAUAAUCUAUUGGAAGACGAGCGUCAAACUGCCCAAAUCCGAGAAACCAGCAAACACAAUUUGAGUAAGCACAAGGUUAGUCAACUUACUCCACCAGUCAAUGUCCCUUGCUCCCCAUCAACAGACGAGCUGGCCUCACCCGAGAGUGCUAACAUAAGCCUGUAUGAUGAUCUGUUCGACAAGAGCAUGGGGAGUAAUAGUGCCAGCGCGUGCAUCUGCAUACGUCGCGUCUGGCCGACUUGAAUGCAUUCGUGGACAUGUUUCAGUUCCCAAUCAACUGGGCACAGGAAUUAUCUGCAUGUUACUGCAAGAUGCACAUAAGAUGUUACCGCAAGAUGCACUUAAGAUGUUACUGCAAGAAAUCUGGAGGCUUAAACUAUUUUGGGAUGAACCUAUGUUUCCGUGUAUUGAUCAUAAUUGGAGGAUUAUUUGCAAAGAAUUAGGACAGUUGUGGUCCAUUCAAAUUUCUAGAAAAACGCUGUUACCUAAUUAUAUGACUGUUGAUUUACAUGCAUUUUUUGAUGCAUCACAGAAGGGCUACGGAGCAGUUGUUUACAUGCGAUCAUCAGAUGAAUUCAAUGUUUGGGUUAGACUACUAACAUCGAAGACUCGUGAAGCACCGUUAAAAUCUAUUUCAAUUUUAAGGAUGGAAUUAUGUGCAGUAGUGUUAUUAGUUCAUUUGCUGCAAGCAAUACAAGGUGCAUUUCAGAUUAAGAUUAAUUCCAUAUUUGCAUGGAGUGAUUCAACCAUAGUGCUCUCUUGGUUAAAGGCUGACCCUUCUAGGUUGCAAGUAUUCGUCGCCAACAGAGUAUCAGAGAUACAAUCUGUUUUGCAUGCGGAAAAUUGGAAUCCGCCUCGACGGACCAGAAAAUGUUGAUGUGUUGGAAAUGUUGGAAUAAAA